Messenger RNA from Colius striatus (speckled mousebird), 403 nucleotides. Its product is annotated as cytochrome c oxidase subunit 7C, mitochondrial. The record is from RefSeq and is a predicted model, not a curated record. Gene Ontology annotation, biological process: mitochondrial electron transport, cytochrome c to oxygen. NCBI's taxonomy places the organism in Eukaryota, Metazoa, Chordata, Aves, Coliiformes, Coliidae. The transcript has 3 exons. Bases 87 to 278 code for a protein of 63 amino acids.
CUCCGCCUCCUGCUCCCAGAAGGCGUCGGCGGUGCCGAGGGAAGGUCGCGCAGGGCAGAGGGUCGCUGUGCCGCCGCGUCUGAACCAUGCUGUCCGCCGCCGUCCGCAGGUUCACCACCUCCGCCGUUCGCAGGGUGCACUAUGAGGAAGGACCUGGAAAGAACCUUCCAUUUUCUGUGGACAACAAAUGGCGGCUGCUUGUAGUGAUGUGUGGGUUCUUUGGAAGUGGAUUUGUCGCCCCGUUCCUUAUAGUCAGACACCAGCUUCUUAAGAAAUGAAGAGGACAGGCUGUAAUUGUGCUGAAUGGAGUUGAAAUCUCCUACCCAGCUGUUUUCGAUGGAAAAAUGGUAGCUGCAAUUAUGUACCAUGCUGAAUGUGUCCAAAUAAAAUCUUAAAUGUGAAA